CUACCUUUGGAGUAUCUUGAUUUUGCCAUAUUGACAAUACUGACAUAUUGACAAAACAUUUUCUUUUGAAGGUACCUGUCUGUCAUGGGGUUCAUCAUCAACAUUGAUACCCUCAUGUUGUUGAUUCCUGAGCUGCUACAAUUUCAGCGAUAUGUCUGCACCUAUCGAUUUAGCCAGGAUCACUUGGAGCUCCUCUUCAAUUCUAUCAGGGCAUCAGGAGGCUGGAAUAACAAUCCUACUGCAGGCCAGUUCCAGGGCAUUUUCCGCCAUCUCAUGGUCCGGUGCGGUGUCUCACCAAGCAUUUCAGGAAAUGUGGUAGAACAGAAUGAGACCGUGUCCCUAUCGGCUGUUGAGAUGUCGUCGACUCUAGCAACAGAAGAAUCUGAAGACAUUCCAUCCCCUUUUGUAAACAUCUCUGCACUUGUGUGUGACCACAACUACCUGCCAACCCGUCUUGGGAGCCUUGUGGACAAUGCCCUUGUGUACAUUUCAGGGUUUGUUGUUCGUCAGAUUUUGAGGAAGCUGUCCUGUGAUGUGUGUCGUGCUAGCUUGGUGACAGAUGCUGUAUCUGCGUCAUUUGAUCAGAGCUACCACUUGCUUACACUGAAAAACAAUGGAGGACUGAUGAUUCCUUCUGAAGGUACAAUGAAGGUGGUCAGAUCAGCUGAGAGGUUUAUUCGCCAGUCAUCCUCAUUAUAUAGCUUUUAG
Molecule: messenger RNA, 708 nt
Organism: Sinocyclocheilus anshuiensis
Lineage: Eukaryota; Metazoa; Chordata; Actinopteri; Cypriniformes; Cyprinidae
Exons: 2
Coding region: 85-708 (207 amino acids)
Source: RefSeq, a predicted model, not a curated record